Molecule: messenger RNA, 804 nt
Organism: Daphnia magna
Lineage: Eukaryota; Metazoa; Arthropoda; Branchiopoda; Diplostraca; Daphniidae
Exons: 3
Coding region: 1-804 (267 amino acids)
Source: RefSeq, a predicted model, not a curated record
AUGGCGUCAGUGGAAAGUUUUUGGAGAAUUGGACAUAAUAUUACUGGACAUGACGUUGAAGGGAGCUUAAGUGUUGGUCAUCGCAAAUUCAGAGCGUUUUUCGGAACAUCGCCGGCUGUGUGUGUUGUGGCUUGGGACCUGUUGGCUGAUGUUCGUCCAAAUAACUCGAAACCAAAUCAUCUGCUGUGGGCCUUGAUGCUCUUAAAACGAUAUUGCAUUGAAUCGUUCAAUGCAGCCCUCGUAAAAGUUACAGAGAAAACCUUUCGUAAAUGGUCUCUCCUUUUUGUUGACUUACUAGCAGACAUGCCAGUGCUUAACUGGGACAAUCGUUAUGGUCGUGCACGAAGAGGAACAAUAACUUAUAUUUCACUUGAUGGGACAGACUUUCGAAUUAUGGAACCAAGCGAAUUUUCUCCAAAAUGGUAUUCGCACAAAUUCCAUGGACCUGGUUUGCGAUACGAAUUAGGGUUGUGUAUCCGCACUGGGGAAAUUGUCUGGGCUCACGGGGGAUUACCUUGCGGAGCAUGGCCUGAUCUUCGUCUCGCCCGAGAUGCAAUUAUACAUGUACUUGACCCAGGCGAAAGAAUUAUUGCUGAUAGAGGUUACCGAGACCAAACUUUUUUCGACAUGCCCAAUGGAAGCGAAGAUGAUGAACAAAAAAGAAAAAUUUUAGCGCGGCACCAAACUGUCAAUCGCCGGAUAAAACAGUUUUGUUGCAUGAGUCAAAGGUUUCGCCAUUCAUUAAAUUUACACCCUCGUUUUUUUCACGCUGUAACCAAUUUAACUGAGCUCAUGAUAGAGUAG